This is a messenger RNA of Closterium sp. NIES-67, 1054 nucleotides long. NCBI's taxonomy places the organism in Eukaryota, Viridiplantae, Streptophyta, Zygnematophyceae, Desmidiales, Closteriaceae. The record is from the annotation of a GenBank genome assembly.
CGUGUUAUACAUGUCAGCGGAUGAAGAGCAGCAAGCAGAAGUAGGCGGGACUCCUACAGAACAACCAUGGCAAGUGGUUAGCCUGGAUUUCAUCACCGGUUUACCACCUACCACCAGUGGUCAUGACGCAAUCCUUGUCAUUAUCGACAAAUUCUCCAAAAUGGGACACUUCAUCCCGACACACACGACAGCAUGCACCGAAGAAACAGCACAACUCUUCGUUCGCUACAUCAUCUCACAACAUGGCAUUCCAACCACACUCAUCUCCGACCGAGACCCCAAGUUCACCAGCAAGUUCUGGAAGGAACUAAUGUCUCUGCUCGGAACCAAACUCGCCAUGUCAUCCGCCUACCAUCUGCAGAUAGACGGACAGACCGAGCGCCUCAACCAGAUUGUCAAGCAACUCCUCCAUGCAGCGUGCAAGGAUGAGAUCUCCAAAUGGGACUUGCAUCUGCCCGUUCUAGAGUUUGCUUACAAUAACGCUACACAUGCCGCUACUGGACAGACGCCGUUCUUCCUCUGCUACAGACGCCACCCGCUCACGCCACAAAAACCGACAGCAUCAGCUACAGUCCAACCUGCACACGACUUCAUCACGACCAUGCAUCAGCUUUGGGAUCGGACCCACAAGCGCCUCCUUGAUAUUCAGCAACAACAGAAGCGCCAGGCCGAUCGCCAUUGCAACGACCACACCAUCACCGUGGGAGACCAGGUGCUCCUCGACACCCGCAACCUUGAUAUUAGCCAUCUCCCAUCUAAACGUUUUUGUGAUGAUAGAUCUUGAGAAGAUCUUUCCGACGCAACGAGAAUCCCUUCAAUCGGAGCAAGAACGCGAAAGCUAUGAAGAUUCAAAGUUCAUGAGCUUGCGUUACAAUUGCGGCGGUUACUAAGUGAAGUUGUGGGGUGACUUUAUAUGGAGUUGGGACCUUUGGGGUUGGGGAAACUUGUCACUCUACUGUAACAGCUGCAAAUUGGUUGGGAACAACCAAGCUAGGUUGGCAAGGGUGGCCAACUUGGAUGGAUUGGUUGGGAAGGGACAGUUGGGGUUCCUAUA